GCUUGGCUCAAGAAACUCUUGAGACGCCAAUGGGACACGGGAGUGCAAUUCAAGAUGCUAAGGGUCGGGGCAAGGGGCACGCACGCAGAAUUCACACGCAGGUCGGCCCGGAUGCUCCUGGGAACACGUCCGACUUGCAUUCUCCAGAUGCAGGGACUCUCCGAGCCGGAACUCCGAAAACCCUCAAGGUCCGCUGCCAGGGCGAUACGUAUUCGCUUCGAGAUGAGACAGGAAGAGAAUCCGGCAGAUCGGGGCAAGAGGUUGGAGGGAGUGAGGCUGAAGGGAUGAGCGUUGUACGCGAAAGCUCUGAUGGGGAGCCGACUUCUUCGGAGAAGAAGCGCGAGCGACAGAGGAUGGUGCGAGAGGAGGUGGCGGAGGAAACCCGCCGCAUGAAGAGGAUGAAAGGACAAUCAGAGGCGGUGAUGGGCGGGGAUGGAGGUGAUGUCGGAGAACGUGUCUUGGGAAAGAGGGCGCCUGGGAUGCGUGGCGGACAAGAACAUGGAGUCGGAAAGAGGCCGUCGAAGGACGAGGGUGCGACGGCAAGUAAGAAAGCGAGGAGGCCCAGCGGUUUGACCAUCCGCGAAGGACAGACCAUGGGUGGAGGAGAUUCGGCUCAUCCAGGCGCUGCGGCCACGGGAGAACCUUUGGGGAAAUCCAAAAGGAAAGUGGCAGUUGAAGAAGGCGAUGGCCAGAAGAAACCUCGAAGGAGGAAGACUGCUGAUGCGGCGAGCGGUAGCGGACGGGCUGUCGGAGGGCAGUACGACGAAGCGGCAACGUUCUGGCUCGAAUACGAGCGGAACGAUGACGGUGAUAUCGUGGAGAAGGAGCUCCAUGUCCAACUGCUGAUCGACCCCAGGAGGGUCUGCGACAUCCCGCCUUGGGAAAGAUAUUACAACCACCUCAGUCUCAAUCGCGAAAAUAUAGACGAUAUCAAGGCUGCGAUGCUAAGUCAGUUCCAUGGGGGAAAGGGGAAGAUCUUGACGAAAAACCCUUUGGUUCUUGCACCCAUCUACGAUCCGGUGACGCGUAGGCCGAAGAAAGCUGACAAGGUUCACAAAGACGUCUUCAAGCCAGAGGACAAGGACAAGAACUACUAUUACCCUGUCAACGGAAUACACACCGUGGCUGCUGUGAAGGAGCUGGUGGAUGAGCCAAUAUUCCAUUUGUGGAAGAUGCACUUGUGGCCGGCAAUAGUAGUGUAGUUUCUCCAACGAAGAUUUCGCGGGGUAUGUCCAGGUCAGUCUCAACGAGAACACGGGACACAAGAUGUCUAAGCAGCGAUCGC
Chara braunii is the source of this 1285-nucleotide messenger RNA. The record is from the annotation of a GenBank genome assembly. Lineage: Eukaryota; Viridiplantae; Streptophyta; Charophyceae; Charales; Characeae.